Messenger RNA from Trichobilharzia szidati, 453 nucleotides. NCBI's taxonomy places the organism in Eukaryota, Metazoa, Platyhelminthes, Trematoda, Strigeidida, Schistosomatidae. The record is from the annotation of a GenBank genome assembly.
AUGGAUUUCAGACAUCAGUUUUUUCCAAGAAAUAACGGAAAGCUUGUACUCACAGCUUCAAGACAUGGUGAAUUAGAUUUAUAUGAUUUGCGGUGUGGUCGACAUGCAUGGCGUUCAAGUCACAAACAUGGCAAACUUCAUGGAAAGCACAGUGCAGUACUUCCAGAUUUGGCUACUACUCGACCUAUAACAAGAGCACUAGUAUAUGAUAAUUCACUUGGCGUAGGAUUACGCGUUGUUUCUGGAAAUGCAGUUGGCGAACUUUCUGUUCUAGAUUUAAGACUGCCACAAGAGUAUUUAAACAUAUCCGAUUGUGAUAGUUCCGUUCCAAUACCUGCCAAAAGUUAUGGAUCUCGAGCACCUGAACCAGUCACGCUAAAUCGUCAGUUGGCAGAAUUUGGAAUUCAUUGGGCUGGCCAUUGGAUCGGGUCUCAGUGGCUUAAUGGUCUAUGA